Messenger RNA from Alternaria hordeiaustralica, 723 nucleotides. RefSeq lists its product as uncharacterized. Lineage: Eukaryota; Fungi; Ascomycota; Dothideomycetes; Pleosporales; Pleosporaceae. The transcript has 2 exons. The record is from RefSeq and is a predicted model, not a curated record. Gene Ontology annotation, molecular function: hydrolase activity; carboxy-lyase activity. Gene Ontology annotation, cellular component: cytosol; cytoplasm. Bases 1 to 723 code for a protein of 240 amino acids. Gene Ontology annotation, biological process: secondary metabolic process.
AUGCCGUUACCCCAUGUGGAAGAAUCGAUUACGGAAUUGAAGCGCGUGUUUGGAAUGGUGGGGAAACAGCCAGUGGGUGUCGGUGUGCUUACAAACCACGAGGGGAUGUACCCGGGAGACGAGACUUUUGAUCCAUUGUGGGAGUACCUGCAAGAGAGAUCCGCAAAGAUGGGAGGCGAUGGGAGGGAGGUGGUCUUUGUGCAUCCAACGGAGCCCAUCAUCAAGCUCGACGAUGGCCGAUUGAUAAACUCUCGACCAUCACCCCUUCGCUCCGGUCUCGGAGAGUUCUACUUCGAAACCGCGCGCGCCAUCUCGAGUCUAACAGCCUCAUCCACAUUCCUCAAGUUCCCGUCCCUCCAUUUCCGCAUCUCCCACGGCGCAGGCGCUUUCCCCGAUAUCUCCGAACGUUUCCUUCUCGGCUUCCCCAACAUCUCGACCGCAGCAAGGGAAGCCUACAAAACGCGCUUUUGGUACGACAGUGCAGGUCCAGUUUGGCCAAAUCAGGUCAAAGGGCUGACGGAAGGAAUGGGUAUUCCAGUUAGUCAGAUGGUGUUUGGCACGGAUUAUCCGUAUGGCAUCGGCUUUUGGGAUGUGGAUGCUAAUAUUGAUGGGUUGGCUUGGGCGGGGGAAUUGAGGUUUGAGGAGAAGGAGAGGGUGUUUUGGGGGAAUGCGAAGGAGUUGUGGAGAGGGAAGAUUGCCGUGUUGGAUGGUAUGGAAGAGUAG